Nannospalax galili (Upper Galilee mountains blind mole rat) is the source of this 2329-nucleotide messenger RNA. RefSeq names its product solute carrier family 16 member 6 (gene Slc16a6). The transcript has 6 exons. Gene Ontology annotation, biological process: transmembrane transport; monocarboxylic acid transport. Bases 227 to 1795 code for a protein of 522 amino acids. Gene Ontology annotation, molecular function: monocarboxylic acid transmembrane transporter activity. The record is from RefSeq and is a predicted model, not a curated record. NCBI's taxonomy places the organism in Eukaryota, Metazoa, Chordata, Mammalia, Rodentia, Spalacidae.
GGGGCGGGUGUGGCCCGGGGGUGGGGGCCGAGGCUGGACUGGGUGGGGGGCCAGGGUGCUCCGGGCUCUGCGGCUGGAGCCAACUUGAUGGAGACUCAGGCCCACGCCCUAAAGGGUUAAACCUUUUCUGAUGUACCCGAGCGGCUUAUAAGAAGGGGGAGGCCAAGUCUCCGCCUUAUUGGGAGCCUUUUGGGGUUUAUUCUCUUCCCUUCUAACUUGAUUGAGAAUGACCCAAAAGAACUCUAAGUUUUGUUCCAGAGCCAGUGUGUAUACUCAAGUGCCUGAUGGAGGAUGGGGCUGGGCAGUAGCUGUUUCUUUUUUCUUCAUUGAAGUCUUUACCUAUGGAAUCAUCAAGUCAUUUGGUGUCUUCUUUAAUGAUUUAAUGGACAGCUUUGAUGAAUCCAACAGCAGUAUCUCAUGGAUAGUAUCAAUAUGUGUGUUUGUGUUAACAUUUACAGCUCCCCUCUCCACAAUCCUAAGCAACCGCUUUGGACACCGUCUGGUGGUGAUGAUAGGAGGCCUGCUUAUCAGCACAGGGAUGGUGGCAGCGUCUUUCUCCCAGAAGGUCUACCACAUGUACAUCUCCAUUGGAAUCAUCUCGGGUUUGGGGUAUUGCUUUAGUUUUCUGCCAACUGUCACCAUUCUGUCACAGUACUUUGACAAAAGGCGUUCAGCAGUCACUGCAGUGGCUUCUACGGGAGAAUGCUUCGCCGUGUUCGCUUUUGCACCAGCCAUCACAGCUCUGAAGGAACACAUCGGCUGGAGAUACAGCCUCCUCUUCGUGGGCCUGUUGCAGCUGAACAUCAUAGUCUGUGGUGCCCUGCUAAGACCAAUUAUCAUCAGAGGACCAGGGUCACCAAAAAUAAUCACUCAUGAACCCCGGAAAGAAGUGCAGUAUAUGCUUGAAAAUGAGAAAACUCGAACCUCAAUAGACUCCAUCGACUCAGGAGUAGAACUAACUACCUCACCAAAAAAUGUGCCUAGUCAAGCGAACACAGAGCUGGAAGCUAAGGCCGAGCAGCAGCAGAUGCUGAUGGCUGGCUCCAAGCACAGCCAGACGAAAGCUCCGCUGUUGGACUUUUCUGUUUUGAAAGAGCAAAGUUUCAUUUGUUACGCGUUGUUUGGUCUCUUUGCCACACUGGGAUUCUUUGCACCUUCCCUGUACAUCAUUCCUUUGGGCAUCAGCCUAGGCAUUGACCCUGACCGUGCUGCGUUUUUACUGUCUACAAUGGCCAUUGCUGAAGUUUUUGGAAGGAUCGGAGCUGGGUUUGUCCUCAACAGAGAGCCCAUCCGCAAGAUCUACAUCGAACUCAUCUGUGUCGUUUUAUUGACAGUGUCUCUCUUCGCCUUUACUUUUGCUACUGAAUUCUGGGGUCUCAUGUCAUGUAGUGUGUUUUUUGGCAUUAUGGUUGGGACAAUAGGAGGGACCCACAUCCCACUGCUGGCAGAGGAUGACGUCGUGGGAAUUGAGAAGAUGUCCUCAGCGGCUGGAGUCUAUGUCUUCAUUCAAAGCAUCGCAGGGCUGGCAGGACCACCCCUGGCAGGUCUGCUGGUGGACCAGAGCAAGAUCUACAGCCGGGCCUUUUAUUCCUGCGCAGCUGGCAUGUCCGUGGCUGCCCUGUGCCUGGCCCUGGUGAGACCGUGUAAAAAGGGACUGUGCCAGCAUCACCAUCAAGGCAAAACCAAGACAGAACACCAUCCUGGGAAGAUGCUACAAGACACACCUGAAGACUUUCUGGAAAUGGAUCUUGGGAAGAGUGAGCACAGAGUUCAGGAGAAAAUGGAUCCAGUAUGACCCGUUGUCAUGUCACAGUAACUAAUAUGUUGCCUAGGAAAGGGAGCCCUGGGGACACAGGAGGGAUAGGCGCUAACCACUGCUCCACUUCCAAAACCACAUAAAGGGAAUGUGUGUGAACAGCACUACCAAUAGCUCCCCCCACCUUGAGUUUUCCUUUUUGUUUGUUCUUAAGCCAAAACAAAAGCAACCAAACAAUCUCCGUAUUCAAAUUCAGCCCUAUUCAGUAGCAAUAAUGCAAAGAUGUGCGGAAGGACUCUGGUUCACAUUCCAACAUUACAACAGUGCCAUGAACUGGCAAAGGUUGUUAAAGCACUCAUGUGUGGUAAACUACUAUUUUAUAAAAUGACAUCCAUCCCAGUCAUUGAAAUAAAAUUGGCCAUUCAAAAAAAAUUUUUUUUAAUCUUGAAUCAUUUAAAAAAAUGCUAAUUUUCAGAAAUACCAAUAAAUUAUUUUUAAACAAUCUGAAAAAUUACUGAGGUUUCCACUGACAAACUAUGGCCUCUGGAUCUUCUAAUUAUUGCAUGGAAGGAA